AUGCAGAAUGCAGAGCCAGUUACAGAUUAUUCCUCACGAGUGCAAAAGGUGGCAAAAGAGAUGAAAAUAAAUGGAGAGACUUUAGAUGAUGUCAGAGUAAUGGAGAAAAUUCUACGAUCACUAUCAAGAAAGUUCGAUUAUAUUGUCACUGCCAUUAAAGAAGUCAAAGACUUGUCAGUUAUAUCUAUUGAUGAGCUUGUGGGUUCUCUUCAAGCUCACGAGCAAAGAAUGAAUCUGAAUGAAGGUUCUAGCAAAUUGGAGCAAGCUUUGCAAAGCAAGUUAUCCCUUGAUGUAAAUCAAGCCAGUAGCAGUAGCUAUGGACGUGGCAGAGGAAAUCAUGGUGGAUAUAGAGGUGGUUUCAACACCCGAGGUGGAUUCAACACUCGAGGCGGUCGUGGCAUACGCGGUGGAUAUAGUCAAACAAAUAGAAGAUUUCAGACUGAUGCUGUAGCAUAUGGACGUGAUCAAGGAGGAUAUAAUAAUCGUGGUCGAGGUCGUGGUUUCGUGACCCGAGGAGGAGGAAGAUUUCAACAAAGAGGUGAUAAAUCUCACUUGCAGUGUUAUAAUUGCAACAGAUAUGGUCAUCUCAGCUAUGAGUGUAGAGAUGCUGCUAGAGUUGCGGAGAGAAGUCAUUAUACAACAACUGAAGAGAAAGAUGAUGAACCGACCAUGUUGUUCACUUACAAAGGCGAGGAAGAUAGUGGGAAAGAUGUUUGGUACCUUGAUACUGGAGCUAGUAAUCAAUGUGUGGCAAAAAAGAGUUAUUCACAGAGCUGA
Gastrolobium bilobum is the source of this 777-nucleotide messenger RNA. Its product is annotated as glycine-rich RNA-binding protein 1-like. The coding region runs from base 1 to 777 and encodes 258 amino acids. Gene Ontology annotation, molecular function: zinc ion binding; nucleic acid binding. The transcript has a single exon. Lineage: Eukaryota; Viridiplantae; Streptophyta; Magnoliopsida; Fabales; Fabaceae. The record is from RefSeq and is a predicted model, not a curated record.